CUGAGCUACUCCGCAGUAGGAGUAAUUAAAGCAGGACUCUCCUCCCGGGAGAGAGGGCGACAGACAGAGAGACACAAAGUCGUAACACUCUCACAGUGAUGAACGUGAGGAGCAAGGUGCGGUUUUGAUCACUGUUUGGGAAACUUCUACACCGUGCUAAAAGACUUGUAAACGAAAAUAAACGGAGGUUUAAGGAGGUUUUUAAAUUAAUGUUUGAUAGCACAGGUAUGACAGGACUUUUUUUUGGAAUGAGCAAUUCAGCAGUGUCCUACCACCUGGUCAUUCAAGCGGUGCUUUGUGACAAAACAUGAAAUUGUGAUGACAGAUGUUGUAGUAUAAAUCCUAAGGCUGAUGAUGGGAUAGUUUGAGAUGUUUCUAACUGAAGUCAGCUGUUAUUCAGACUCAAAAUUGUGCAAGAAUGACUAUUCUAAUGCAGAUUUCUCUCUCACAGUUGUUGUAUCACCAUGCACACUACACUACACUACAGCUGGAACAACAUCUUAAAUCCAGUUUGGGAUUCGUGACAUGACAACAGACAAGCCAAUGUGAGCUCAGCUGCAGUCCAGCUCUGUCGUUUUGACUUGGCAACCGUUUUCUGGUCGUGCCUGCACCGCUCAGAUCUCCAUCCAGUCACGUUCGUGAUCAGAGAGUCCUGUCGGCCUACCAUCACUCAGUUUUCUCCUGUGUUGGUGUAUUCUGAUGGAUCAGUAUGUCUACCACUAAUAAUAUCGCCCAGGCCAGGAAACUGGUGGAACAGCUGAGGAUUGAGGCGGGGAUUGAACGCAUUAAGGUUUCUAAAGCAGCAGCAGAACUGAUGAGUUACUGUGAGCAGCACGCUCGUGGCGACCCUCUGCUGGUCGGGGUUCCCACCUCUGAAAACCCUUUCAAGGACAAGAAGCCCUGCAUCAUCCUAUAGCCGCGUUACGCUCCUCCUGCCACACAAACACACAUUCACAUACAGACACACAUUACAUGCACACAUUCAAAACUUAAAUUGAUCCCUCGACACACACAUGCAAACACACACUUCAAGUUUAGCAUAUGCACACACUCAUGGAAACACACACACAAACACACACACACACACUCCCAAAAUAGCCUCUCUGGAAAAGCGCCAUACCCCGUAGCCACAGCUAGGGUGCAGGUAUCUCGUUCUCUCGGUGGCUGAGAUCAGUAUAUCACUGAGUAUGAUCCAAGGUGCUUUUGGUAAUAUUCACAUGUGCUGGUAAAUUAACUACAAGUGUCAGCUUAACUUUAAAAGGGAAUUGGACAUUAAUAAUCAGUAGGAAACCAGGAUCUUUUUUUCCUUCUCUUGUCAUGAAAUGAGGGGUUGGGUAAAGGGCGGACAGCAGUGCCAUAGGCAAGGAGUGGGAGGAUGCAUGUGGGCAACAGAAAUGGACGGUAGCCGCUUAUGCCGACCGUGCCAAACAUGACCUGGUGUCCCAUUAAAAGCUUUUUUUUGUGGGAGUUAAAAAAAAGGUCUGAGAGCUUUGCCCACGAACCUGCCUGUGCAGGGUAAUUUUGGAGCGAGUGGCUAAAGCCUUUGCCUUUAUCGGGCUAGCAUGUUCCCACCCAAACCUGUUUCAACAGACCUUCUCUGCCUGUGGCCUCUGGCCAAACCUCCAGCUGUGCCAACCUGUGCAGAAAGUCAUCUCUAGAUGCUGAUCUGCUGUCAUCGAUUCCACUUCAGUUCAUUAUGGCUGCUGUUGGUCGAAAUCGAUGUCUAAGCUGACCUCAGAUCUGCACCUAUGAGGGGAACAACUGCUCUACACAGAACUCAAGCUAUUAACCCUGGACGUUUACUGCAUUUUUAUUAACAAAUACCUGUUUGUGAACUCAACGUACGUUUUGAUAUUUUGUUGAAGCAUUACUUAAUAGAUAAGAUAAUACUGUAUUGUUUUGUUUUGCUUUGACAUAGGUGUUGCCCCUGGCUGAUCAGGUUUCUCUUCCUGUCUGACGUUAAAUGCCAGCAUUAAUGAAACAACAGGAGAUCUGGUUGUAAGCCAGGGGUAUUACCUGCUCGAAUCUUAAACUGAAGUUCCUAUCAAGCCUCCCUGUGCUUUACCCUGAAAGAGGGAGAGGUCGCAGACUGACCACACAUGAGAAUCGGUCUGCAAGGACUGCAAGGCUGGAGGAGAAAAACCCAAACUUAAAAAGUAAAAGUGAAGCUGUCCUGAAGAUUAGAAAUUAAUUAUUUCUUACUUUCUCUGCUUAUGUUUGAUUCAUUUGAUUGGCAUUUUUUACAAGGUUAUGGGAAGAGAUAUAUUGCAUUGGAUUGUGUAAAUGUGGAAGUGUUUUAGUUUGCCUCUGUAGUAUAGAGGAAGGGGAUAUGUCUUGUUUUAAUGCAUAAGAAUAAGUAUUGCUUUAAAUCAGAAUAGAAUAACAAUUACCUGGCUUUACCCGUCUUUCAAAUUUCCAGUCUCCCGAGUAGAUGAGCUCAAACUGGUCAGGGACUGGAUCGGUAGGAGCCAGCUGUCCCCUCCUGGUUUUGAGCUGUCCUCUCCUCCACAAUGCUCCUCCUCUCUGACAAACCAAACUUGAUUGUAAAAGCUGAAGUGAAAAAAAAAUGAAGUCAAGAGAAACAAACUAAAUGUAUAAACUUUCUUUCAGACAUGUGCAGAAGUGAUAAGUUGAAGAGUAGCUGUUUUGGGUUUAUUUUUUGAGUUUCUUCUUUCUAUGGAGUCCAUGGAACCUGGUCAGUUGAGUAUUACCCUGUACAGUGUUUGUAAGAGACAAAAUCUAAACACAGAAUCCCUUACUGUGGAUGUUGGAUUUUUUUAGGUACUACUUAUUCUGUUCUGUCAGUCAAAGAUCAUGUCUGUCUUCAUUUUUGUUUUUGUCAUUCAGGUUUAUAGAGGCUCGCGAUAGCGGAGGAUGGUUUUAACCACCAAUACAAUACAAACACUUGAUGGAAACAAAAGCCCUGUAAGGUUUAGGGUCGUUUCCUGUUAGAGGAUUCAUCAACACCGGACCUCAUUCCAGUGGCAAAAACCAGCCUCCUGAUCUAUCCUUUAACACCAGAGCGGUCAAGUUUUUAUCAAGUGUUGGCUUUGGUGGGCGACAGGCAACUAGGACAACACACACAUGCACAUAACACACUCUCUCUUGCUGUUGUUUUUUUAGGUUUGAUUGUCAGGGGUCAAAGGCGUGGCAAGGCUGUGCAUUGAGAGCUGCUUUUAACGGUUAAUUGCUGAAAGCAGGGAGCUUUUUGCCAUCAUAUUUACAUCUGAGCAUUUAUCCAAGGCUUUUGUGAGGCAUAACGUACAGUGGCAAGCAGGGUGGAGUGAUUUAGACAGGACUUACGGCUGCCGAGUGACUGUAAGGGGAGUUGAACCCAUCGCUUUUCUGUUCUCUAAUCACUACGUCAAUAUGAGACACCUGCUGCACUGACUUUUGGGAGUUGGGAUUUAGUAAAGAUUGAUACCAAUGUCAUGUUUGUAUGGUAAAUAUGAAGCUACAGUCAACAGCCGGUUAGGUUACCUAAGCUUAGCAUAAUAAAUGGAAAUAGGGGGAAACAGCUAGCCUGGCCUUGUCCACAGGUAUCAAAACCCAAGUACAUACACCUUUAAAGCACACUAGUUAACCUUUUUUUAGUUUAAUCUGUAUGAAAAUCAAAGUGUAAAAAAGACAAGUUGUGGUUUUUUUGCGCAGGGUGAACUUCAGAGGUGCUGGUGUUACCUUUGGACAAUGCCAGGCUUUAUAUUUACCCACUUCUAGUCUUUAUGCUAAGCUAAGCUAACAGAGUGCUUGAAGUCAAGGCUAAAUUGCUAAUUAGCAUCAAUAUGUUCACUGUAGGCAAUGAUUCUUGGGCCAGCUUCAUUCCUCAUUUGUCUUUGUUACAAACACAGAGCUGGCGGUGCCCAAAGUAAGAAGAGAGCAGAAGCUGGAGAAAGGCCAUAGAGGGAGCUAAGGGUGUGUGUGUGUGUGUGUGUGUGUGUGUGUGUGCGUGUGGGUGUGUGUGUGUGUGCACGUGCGGGUGGGUGCUGGGUGCAAAGUGUUUGGCGGAUGAGAGGGAUGAUUUGGCAGAGCAAUAGGCAGAGAAGAGAAAAUAGAGAUGUAGCAAUUGUUAGUGCGAGAGUCACAGUGUGUAAGAACACACAGUGCCUCUGGCGCUCUGCAGAGUGCCACAUAGUAAUGUUACAGUACUGCAGCCCUGCCAUUCCAGGUCAGGGUAACUCUGACCGGAGGAGAGGUCAUGUGACGCUGUCUGAUUCAGAACAUCGUGCACGGCCUCCACUCACUCUUUUUAUUUGUAAGAUGCUCAUUCUGGAGAAGAGUAAAGAAGGAUUCUGUCACAAGAUAAAAUCGUUCAGUUGAAGUGUGGGAAGCUAUUUUUGAAGUGAUGACCAAUAAUAACCCCAACCCACGAAGCAGACAAAGAAUUUAUUUUUCUGUUUAGCUUGUGCCUGAUUCAGCUACAUUAUAUGAGCUGCAAUAUGUUUUCACCACUCAUGAAAGCCUUAGAGAUCUAAAGCAAUAGUUUGACAUUUUGGGAAAUAUGCUAAUUUGCUCAGCAGAGAGUUGGAUGAGAGGAUUGAUACCACACUUAUAUUUGUCAGUUCAAUAUGUAGCUAAAAGUGGCAGCUAGUUAGCUUAGCUUAAAGACUGGAAGCAGGGGUAAACGGCUAGCUUGGCUCUCUCCAAAGGUAUAACUUACCUGUCACCUCUAAAGCUCACCAAGGAACAGGUGAUAUCUUAGUCUUGCCGUCAGCAUUAGCCAAGCAACAUAGGCUCCAUUUUUCUAGUCCUUAUGCUAAGCUAACCAGCUACUGGCAGUGGCUCCAUAUUUAUCAAACCGAGAAGAAAAGGGUUCAAUCCUCUCAAGACUCUCAGCAAUUUAUCCAUUAUUUGUAUUUCCCAAAAUGUCAAACUAUUCCUUUAAAUUAAAUAAAUCCCUUUAUCUUCAACCUGAUUUAGGUUGACAUGAAUGGUGGUCUUUCAAUAGAAUAAAAAACAAGGAUCCAGCUGAAGAUACAUAAUGCACAAACAGAGAUCUGAGUGCAAACUGCGGGGAAAGGUAGAAGGUAACCCAGAAUUACUGAUCUGGGGUUUGCUUUCUGCAGAAUCCGAACAUCUGAACUAAAAGUUUGCAAGGUGCAGCUAAAGUCAAAGAAGAUAACAACUGCAGAGGAAUCGCACAACAUAGAACAAGCAUGCACGCGUAUCAGCGCACGCACAUACACACACACACUGAUGUUGUCCUGGAGAUGUCUGACAGAUGCUAUUUUUUAUCAUUAUUGUUAUUUCAAUCAUUCCAUAUCUGGUUGGGCUUAAAAUCAGAGACAGCCGGCCUAAAGUUCUGGUUUGGCUGACAGUUUGUGUGAUUGGUUGGUUGUUAGUUUGCCUUAUAGUGCCGUAUAUUGUGUUAAUGCUGGUAUUGGGGUUAUCAGAUCAGCAGAAUGAACAGUGUUGAAGUAGAACACAUGGCUCGAGAUGGAAAUCCACUGGUUUUGUGACACAAAGCGUGCAGUGAAAGUGAAAUUAAUUUGAGGUCAGGUUGGGGGAGAGCUGAGGCUCCUCAUUGGUGGACUUUUAAAUCAAACAUCACUGAAUCGGCUCUGAGCUCUUCCGGAGACUCAUCUUUUGUGUUCUGCUCUCCUGUGUAUGCAUAUAGUAUAUGUAUCUUUUUGCCUUGAUUGAUUAUGAAGAAAAUAUAUCUAUUUUUUGUAACUGUUCUCUGAUGUGCCAUAACUCAUGUUUUCUUGCACACUGUUAAUAUUUUGUCGAUAUUGCUGUUAAAAAGAUGAUAUUGAAAAGUAGAUGACAUUAAUAAAAAGAUGAUAUAAUAA
Molecule: messenger RNA, 5789 nt
Organism: Anarrhichthys ocellatus (wolf-eel)
Lineage: Eukaryota; Metazoa; Chordata; Actinopteri; Perciformes; Anarhichadidae
Gene: gng7
Product: guanine nucleotide binding protein (G protein), gamma 7
Exons: 4
Coding region: 710-916 (68 amino acids)
Biological process (GO): G protein-coupled receptor signaling pathway
Cellular component (GO): heterotrimeric G-protein complex
Molecular function (GO): G-protein beta-subunit binding
Source: RefSeq, a predicted model, not a curated record